This is a messenger RNA of Cucurbitaria berberidis CBS 394.84, 4604 nucleotides long. RefSeq lists its product as uncharacterized. The transcript has 4 exons. The record is from RefSeq and is a predicted model, not a curated record. Gene Ontology annotation, biological process: negative regulation of transcription by RNA polymerase II. NCBI's taxonomy places the organism in Eukaryota, Fungi, Ascomycota, Dothideomycetes, Pleosporales, Cucurbitariaceae. Bases 214 to 4593 code for a protein of 1459 amino acids. Gene Ontology annotation, cellular component: chromatin; Sin3-type complex. Gene Ontology annotation, molecular function: transcription corepressor activity.
GGAGCUGGGUAUUACUCUUCAAACGCAGCGACUGUCCACAACCAGAACCUCCCCUCACUCUCUGGACUACCGGUGCAGCCCCCUCACUCAUCACCCCACCAGUCCGCACAGCGACCGUCUUCGUCAGAAGUGGGAGCGCAGAGUCAACCAGGGCCUCAGGGGCCGCCAUAUUCGCUACCUGGCAUAUCGCAAACACUCCAACAACAGCAGCACAUGUCUUCGUCGGAGCAAGUAAACGCAGACAGAGAGCGAGAGCUACGCGAGCGGGAAGCACGGGAACGAGAAAUGAUGGAGUCGCACGCGCUACAACAUGCCGCACAGCAAGAAGACAUUGUAAAACGUGAGGCGGAACAGCGAGAUCGUGAACACCAUGAACGGCAACAACGCGAACAAGCAGCUCUCCAGAACCAUUCUGCUCCGAUACAGAUUCAUCAGCCUGUAGCAGUAGCUCCGUCAACACGGACAAUCCACGGGCCUAACGGUCUGCUUGGACAAUCAGGACCUCUGGGCGGACCAAAUCCACUGGCGCCGCCUAUGGGCGCACAAAAUUCUACUGCGCCUAUAUAUGGCAAUGCGCCUGCUCAGCACGAGCAAACUACGCCGAGGAUGCAGCAUGCUGUGCAACCGCCAUCCCAGGCUCAGAUGUUGAUGCCAUUUGUUGGUCCUCCAGGAGCGAUGGGCAUGGGCCAAGGCCAGCAACCCAUUUUGAACGACGCUUUGAGUUAUCUCGAUCAAGUUAAGGUCCAGUUCGCUGAUCACCCAGAUGUCUACAAUCGAUUCCUGGAUAUAAUGAAAGACUUCAAGAGCGGUGCAAUCGAUACUCCAGGCGUCAUUGAACGUGUGUCGACCCUAUUUGCAGGCAACCCGAAUCUAAUCCAGGGAUUCAACACCUUCUUGCCACCAGGAUAUAAGAUAGAAUGCGGUACAAACGGCGAUCCUAAUGCGAUUAGAGUGACCACGCCUAUGGGUACAAUGGUGUCGACUAUGCCUGCGCCAAGGCCUCUUUCACCACCACGUAGCAAUGCUGUCAACGGCAAUACUGCGCCUCAGCAUGAGGGUACAUACUACGAAACUGCACAGGGUCGACCUUGGCCUCAACAGCAGAGGGCACAAGGACCUGAGGGUCAAGAAAUGUUUUCUCCGAACAACCGCAACCUCGGACAGCCGCUGUACGGGCCACAACAAGGGCAACAGGGUCCCACACAACUUUCACCAGAAGUUACCACACGUCCACUUCCUGACCCUGCGGGUUCAGCUGCCGCGCUUGCUCACCAGCAGGAGCAGAGGGGCGUUUCACAGCUACAAAUCGCUGUCUCUGCCGCCACUGGCCGCUCCAUUUUGUCACCGGGUGGUGAUAUCUCGACUCCUCUUCCCGGUCAAGUAUUGAAUGGGGCUGGCCAGAUUCCUCAAAUGGGUGGGGUCGGUGCUGAGAAACGGGGUCCUGUGGAGUUUAACCAUGCUAUUAGCUAUGUUAACAAGAUCAAGAAUCGAUUUGCGUCACAGCCUGACAUCUACAAGCAAUUCUUGGAGAUCUUGCAAACAUAUCAGCGCGAAUCGAAACCUAUUCAGGACGUGUACGCCCAAGUUACCACUUUGUUCGGCGCUGCACCAGAUCUUUUAGAGGAUUUCAAGCAGUUCCUCCCGGAGUCAGCUGCGCAGCAUAGGGCACAACAACAAGCGGCUAGACAUGCUGCUGAAGACGCGGUCAUGUUGAACAACGUGCGAGGUGAAUCUGGUUAUGGUCAGACGCCAAAUCAGCAAACUCCACGCGCAGAUACAUCUCGGCUACCCCCAAUGGGUAACUUUGCUCCUACGCCUACGGCAAAUCGUGACAACAAGCGCAAGCGGGAGCGACAGGGACCUGUAGCUGCCCCCAUGCCCGCACCAAUGCCUCAGGAACCUCCGACUUCUAAUGUUCGUGGCGGGUUCGGGCAGGGGAAUGCCAACAAGCGCGCCAAAACAGCACACGCGGCAAAGCAGGCGAUUCCAGAUGGCCCACCUGUCUCGCCUACAUUGACACCAGCGCUGCCCGAGCCCAUGCCGCCAACAACGACCACGAGCCCUAGUCAAGACGAACUCGCCUUCUUCGACCGCGUCAAAAAGUUCAUUGGCAACAAAAACACUAUGAACGAAUUCUUGAAGCUCUGCAACCUCUUCUCGCAAGACCUAAUCGACAAGCAGCUGCUCAUUUACCGCGCACAGUCAUUUAUUGGUGGCAACCAAGAACUGUUUGCUUGGUUCAAGAAGUUCAUGGGCGAAGAGGAAGAACAGAAGGCACGCCCUAAGAUCGUCAAUUCACGGGUUUCGUUGUCGAAUUGUCGCAGCCUUGGUCCAAGCUACCGACUCCUCCCCAAGCGGGAGCGCGAACGCGUAUGCAGCGGACGUGACGAACUCUGUCGGUCUGUUCUGAACGAUGAGUGGGCCUCUCACCCGACCUGGGCUUCGGAAGACUCUGGGUUUGUCGCCCAUCGCAAGAACACGUUUGAAGAGGGCCUCCACAGGAUUGAGGAAGAGCGACACGAUUACGACUUUAAUAUAGAAGCAUGCAAUCGCACCAUCCAGCAGCUAGAGCCGAUUGCCAACCAGUUGCUUACAAUGAAGCCUGAGGAUAGGACCAACUUUGUACUACCUCCUGGUCUCGGUGGUCAAAGCGAGACCAUAUACAAGCGUGUCAUUAUGAAGAUAUAUGGUCGUGACAAGGGCAAGGAUGUCAUCAAAGAACUCUUCUCGAUGCCAUGGAGCGUGGUUCCUGUUCUCUUACAUCGGUUGAAAACCAAGCUAGAGGAUUGGAAGGCGGCUCAACGCGAGUGGGAAAAGGUCUGGCGCGACCAGACACAGAAGAUUUUCUGGAAGUCCCUCGAUCACCAGAGCAUUACAGUCAAGCAGGCAGACAAGCGACAGUUUCAGCCCAAGUCGCUCACUAACGAGAUCCAAGUCCGUUAUGAGGAGCAAAAGCGACUUCAGACCAUCCAGGAGAUCCCCCAGCCAGACUACCAAUUUACGUUCUCUUUCAAAGAUGGAGAUGUUCUCUGCGAUGUAGCUCGGCUAAUGCUCACGUUCGCGGAUAACAACAAUGGCGCCGACUUUGCGAAAGUCGUCCCGUUCAUCAAGGAGUUCGUUCCACUGUUCUUCGGCCUCGACGCAAACAAGUUUGAACAGCGAGUGCACACAUCUGGUCGCGAUACGCCAAAUGACUCCGGCGAAGAUACUCCCAGUCCUGAUGAAGAUGUCUCCCAGCGAUCGCAAAAGCCAAAGAAGGGCGAUCUUCGUCGUGACGUCCUUGACCCCCGCAGCAAGUCGCGAAAGGAUAAGGAGGACAGCGUCGCAUCAGCGAGUCGGGACUCCACACCAGAGAUUGCUUCAGGAAUUGAAGACGAGGGAGCCGGCGACAGCUCAAAUUCGAAUCCUCGGGAUGAACGACCCUCAGGCCACUGGGUGGAGUACUCUGCUUUUCCAACUGCGUUUGACGACAAAGAAUUCGAACAUGAGGAAGCUUAUCGGCGCACUGAGUACAACAUGUACGCGAAUGCUUCUAUCUACUGCUUCUUCCGUAUGUUCGUUUUGCUGUAUGAGAGGCUGUUGAAGCUCAAGGAGAGUGAGGAGGAAGUUCGAAAGAUCAUUAUGCGUGCCAAGGAGCCCAAGGCGGCGCAGAGGCUGAAGAUGUUGGACAAGCAGCCCGAGGACUUCUUCAAAGACACUUCACCGUCUGCGAACUACUACCAGCAGGUCCUUGACAUGUUCCAGGAUCAAAUCACUGGCGAGGUGGACAUGAACUUCAUUGAGGAGACAUUGCGCCGUUAUUACCUGCAGAUUGGCUGGCAGCUGUACUCAUUCGACAGGCUGCUCAGUUCGCUUGUGCGAUUCGCGCUUGCUGUCGUGAGCCAUGAUAACAAGGAUAAGAGCCUUGAUAUCUGGAAUCUCUUCAGGAAGGAUCGCGUUAACGACACAACUACACAUAAGAGCGAGAUUAGCUAUAGGAAAGCAGUCGAGAAGUAUGCUAAGGACGCUGAUACAUACCGUAUCACUUGCGAUCCCGUUAAGAGCAGAGCAUUUGUGCGACUCUUCAAGAAAGAUGACCCAACCUUCGAGUUCAAUACUCUCGACCGCGUCAAGCGCUGGCGCGCAUACGUCGCCUCGUACAUGGCCGUCGAGCCCACUGAAGAGGUCGACCGAUCUCGCGUUCACUACCCCUGCCUCAAGAAGCGCCUCGCGACAACCUCAGACCCCUCUGAAGAUGACCGCUUCGAGCACGUCAAGUACAGCGACAAAAUCACCGUUUCCAUCAGCCCCGCUGCCUACGUCAUGACGUUCAUCAAUAGCGAGCCAUUUGGUAACGGCGGUGUGCAAUACUUUUUGCAACCGGAUGCCGUACGUGCGGGACUGAGUGAGCGCACGCCGAAGCCAAACGAGGAGUACAAGAAGCUCAACGAUGAGAGGAGGGAGAGGGUGCAGGAGAUUCUGUGCAGGAAUAAUAGCUGGAUGAAAGAUCUGAGUCGUGAUGAUGUCGAUGCGAAGAAGGCGGCGUUUAAAAAGGAUAUCGAGGAGCCGAGGAAGGUUGACGAUAAUGAGGAUGUGGAGAUGGAGGAGGCCUAACCUGGGACUUC